Colletotrichum destructivum is the source of this 471-nucleotide messenger RNA. RefSeq lists its product as uncharacterized. The coding region runs from base 1 to 471 and encodes 156 amino acids. The transcript is spliced from 3 exons. The record is from RefSeq and is a predicted model, not a curated record. NCBI's taxonomy places the organism in Eukaryota, Fungi, Ascomycota, Sordariomycetes, Glomerellales, Glomerellaceae.
AUGGCCUAUAAAAGUACAGCUGCUGUUGACCUUACUAGUAACGUUGUCCUAAGCCUUCCCGCCAAGUACGUUGAUGAGUUUCUCUUUGAGCCUGAAGAGGGCAACAUCUUAGAGAUCCUGCUGCACGUCUUUGUCUACGCAACUGCUGCCUCUAGGCGCUGUAGGCAUUACAUCUCCAUCAACACAGAGCGCGGCACGAUCGUCCUUGCGGACGCGCAAACCGGUUCUAAUCCAACCAGAGUAUCGGAGCCUGCGAGUCUUAAAAUACUGCCUUCCUGCUGCUCGUCUCUCUCAGACGCCCCGGAUAAAAGUGCCUGGCGUAUGUUUCAGAUCUAUACGUUCCAUAAGGUUGUUUCCAUGGCCAAAGAUAAGUUCUGGAAGUUUGAGGUGUUAUAUCGAGAUGAGGGCGUCUUCACGGAACGACACGAUAGGGAGAGGUGCGUGAACAGACUAGACGAGUAUCAGGAGUAG